GCCGAACCGAUCGUGUAGAGAAAAGGCGUUUUACUGCGGUGAGUACGACAAUGGAAACUCAGUGAUGCCCGGGGUUCUGGAAGGACCGGGUCUGAUCAACGACCACAAGCCAGACGUCAGAACGCUCCAGGGACCGAGUCCGACCUCCUCAUCCCAGGGACUGAGUCCCACGAACCACGAGCUCCCGGGCAGCCCCGGGAGCUGCAUCCGGAGCAACGAGCCGGCGUACUUGGAACUCCGACCCGUGAAGCCGAAAUCCGAGCCCGGGGAGCUGGAUCUGUCCUCUCCAGAUAGCGGAGCCGUGGUGUAUUGCGCCGGAUGUCACAACAAGAUCCUGGAUCGGUGGUACCUGCAAGCCGUCGACAGGGCGUGGCAUGCGUCUUGCCUCCGCUGUGCUCAGUGCGCCCGCCCCUUAGAGGGUGCCCUCACCUGCUUUGCCAGGCAGGGGAGCAUCUACUGCAAAGAAGACUAUUUACGGUGAGUCGCGUUCGA
Messenger RNA from Darwinula stevensoni, 492 nucleotides. The record is from the annotation of a GenBank genome assembly. Lineage: Eukaryota; Metazoa; Arthropoda; Ostracoda; Podocopida; Darwinulidae.